CUCGCCACCGCCACGGACCGUCGAGGACAAACAAGGCGACACGCCACACGGCAGACGCGUUCUUGACCUAAAUUAUCGCGCGUACUUCAUCUCGAGAUAUCUAUCGGCGCAUUCCUUGCCUCCUGCUCCCAUCCUCUCAUUCGUGCAAAGUGCACGGCAGAUCAGGUCACUCUGAGGUUCUCGUUCUUUGAACUUCUAUCGACGUUUUCCCGGCGGCGGGCGCACGGCAGCAGUCUCCUUACGACCACGGACCAUACGACGACUCGUUCACGCUUUCUGACGUACCUUCAUGUCCCGCGCUCAACAGCAGCAGCCGCGGUCCCCCGCGUCCCCGACGCCAGAGCGCAUGCGCGAGCCGUACCCGAUACCCAGCAGCAACCCUGCCAGCCAGUAUACCCUGCUAGAGAAGCUCGGCACGGGCAGCUUCGGCACGGUCUACAAGGCCAUCCACAAUGAGACGAAGCAGGUGGUGGCUAUCAAGCAGAUAGAUCUCGAGGACUCGGACGACGACAUUUCUGAGAUCCAACAAGAGAUUGCGAGUCUGGCGCAGUGCGAGUCCGAAUAUGUGACGCGCUACUAUGGCUCCUUCGUCGUCGCAUACAAGCUCUGGAUCGUCAUGGAGUACCUCGCCGGUGGUUCUUGCCUCGACCUUCUCAAGGGCGGUGUAUUCUCCGAGGCGCACAUCGCUGUCAUUUGUCGUGAACUCCUCCUCGGUCUCGACUACCUGCACUCUGAGGGAACGAUCCACCGUGAUAUCAAGGCCGCCAAUGUCCUCCUCUCAUCCUCUGGCAAGGUCAAGCUGGCCGACUUUGGUGUCGCAGCACAGCUCACAACAACCCUGCGCCACACUUUCGUGGGUACACCUUUCUGGAUGGCGCCCGAGGUCAUUCGACAAGCGGGCUACGACUCGAAGGCCGACAUGUGGAGUUUGGGCAUCACGGCUAUCGAGAUGGCGAAGGGGGAGCCCCCGUUAGCCGAGUACCACCCCAUGCGGGUACUGUUUCUCAUCCCGAAGGCGAAGCCGCCAGUACUCGAGGGUCCUUUCUCCGUCGCCUUCAAAGACUUUGUCAGUCAGUGCUUGACGAAGGACCCCAGUUUGCGUCCGAGUGCGAACGAGCUCCUGCAGCACCGUUUCAUUAAGAGCGCGCGCAAGACGUCGUACUUGACGGAGCUUAUUGAGCGGUACACGGACUACCGGGCGCGCUCGCCCAAGGGACAGCAGAUGUACCAGCCCACUGUGCGGAACAGUAUGGCCUGGAACGGCUCGAUGCGCAGCGAGUGGGACUUCGAUACCAUUCGGAGCAGCACGAGUGCGAUGGGCACGUACCGGACUAUGGCCAAGGACCUCGAGAUGCCCCCUGGUAUGGUCCCCGAGGAGGACGAGGACACCAUCUCGAUAGGCUCGGAGGCUGCGACGAAGGGCAGCGGCCCGAUGUCGUUAGGCAUGAACGCGGACGCGCUGCAUUCGACCGUGGUAAUCAAGGGCACACCGACGGAGAGGGAUGUGCCGCAACUGUCGAGCGACGAUGGCUCGUCCGCCGACACGCACGCGCCGUCGACACCAACGGACGACUCCACCCCUCCACCGGCCUACAACUCCGGCUCGAUGCGCUCGUCGCAGCGGAGGUCAUCAUAUGCUGAGCGAAGUGCGAAGGACGGCAUGGGUCAUGCUUUACGGGAAGCGGACCUGGGUUCGGGCGUGGACACGAUCCGCCCGGUGAAGAAGGUGGACGCGGCGGGCUCUCUGAGACUGUCGACGGAGUUCGUGGGCAGCUUGAGGAAGGAGGCAAGCGCAGGCUCGUCGCCCAAGUCGCCGCCGACCACGCAUAAGCGGAUGGCGAGCGAGGCAGGAAAGGCGGGAUCGGCUAUUGUCGAUGAGGUCGUCUUGCCGAUUAUCCAGAGGUCCAUCCGGGAUGAUAUGGAUGCGAGGGAAAUUGAGUCGUUGAGCAUGCUUUCGCGCGGCUUCACGGAGCUGAAGGACGCGAACCCGGAAUUGGCGUACAGGGUCAUCCUCGAUAUCCUCUCGGGUAUCAAUGACAACGCGGCCGUCCGAAAUCACGUCCAAACCGCGCGCGAGCUCUUCCCGCACAAGCGUGUCCUGCGCAAGAGCGUCAUGACCGCCAAAGGCCUUGUCGUAACCGAGGAAGAAGAGCCUGUCGUCGCAGGCUUGCCCACGUCAAGUGAGGCGCCUGUCAUCGAGGUCAAGGAGGACGCGCCGAAGAGUCGGUCCCCGAUCGCGGAGCUGCUAUAUAUGCGCUGGCUUGAGGGCCUCAAACUGAAGUGGCCGAGCUUGACGUAGACGACGACGAUAUCAUCAUCCACAUACAACCCCAUCGGCGUGUAUGUAUCUCCUGACGACGCUCUUGUAUCCCCCCUCUUGUUGUUGCGAUCAUUUUUGGGAACUCCGCUGCUUGCUUCAUCCUCCUUCCGCUGCUUCAUCCUCUUCCAUCGCUUCACUUACACCCGUCUACUCGUCUACUGACCAGUUGACUGACUUGCACGGACAGAGUAUUUAACACACCUAAGCUAUAUACGUACCGCUUCACGUCCCUUUCACGCACGAUCUUCACGACGCCCCGGUUCGCCUCCACAUCUUCCAUCGGCUUCGAUUUACCUAUAAACAUACGGCAAAAUGCCCACUGACGACUAGCUACAACAUAAUAUGGAGACGUACCCAUGAUCUCUCGGUUCAGACUCUGUUCGAAUCGCUCAAGAGCCCGCUUGCUUGCCAUUUCUCAGUACUGUCACGGUUGAUAAAUGUGACGCCGAACAAAGCCUUCGUUUUCGGGAG
Messenger RNA from Schizophyllum commune H4-8, 2791 nucleotides. Its product is annotated as Pkinase-domain-containing protein. The record is from RefSeq and is a predicted model, not a curated record. Bases 290 to 2299 code for a protein of 669 amino acids. NCBI's taxonomy places the organism in Eukaryota, Fungi, Basidiomycota, Agaricomycetes, Agaricales, Schizophyllaceae. Gene Ontology annotation, biological process: protein phosphorylation. Gene Ontology annotation, molecular function: ATP binding; protein kinase activity. The transcript is spliced from 6 exons.